Penicillium waksmanii is the source of this 795-nucleotide messenger RNA. RefSeq names its product MSF1 domain protein. Lineage: Eukaryota; Fungi; Ascomycota; Eurotiomycetes; Eurotiales; Aspergillaceae. The transcript has a single exon. Gene Ontology annotation, cellular component: mitochondrial intermembrane space. The record is from RefSeq and is a predicted model, not a curated record. The coding region runs from base 1 to 795 and encodes 264 amino acids. Gene Ontology annotation, biological process: phospholipid transport. Gene Ontology annotation, molecular function: phosphatidic acid transfer activity.
AUGAAGUUCUUCGAGAAUAAAUUCACCUACGACUAUUCAUUUCCCGCUGUAUCCCUCGCCUACUUCCUUCGCUACCCGAACCCCUACUCCCGCCAUGUCCUCACCACCGACGUGAUCGAUCGGUACGUCGACCCGAACACCCACCGCCUCCACACCACCCGACUACACCUAAAGAAAUCCAAGGUCCCCUCGGGUAUUCUGAAGUUGUUGCCCAAGGGAAUGGGUGGGUCCGACAACUCUGGCCAAAGCUAUAUCCUCGAAACCACUAUAGUCGACCCAACCGAGGGCUGGAUGGAGACCGAGUCGCGCAACAUGGAAUGGACCGGUAUCCUUAGUGUCGUGGAGAAACAACACUAUCAACGUAUCCUCACGGAUGGAAAUAUCCAAGCUCUGGAUGGGCUCUCAAUCGAUCAGAAGAGCGAACAAACCACCGUGCGUACCACCGUGACCUUCCGAUCUAGACUCGGACAGGGCAAAUUCCUUAGCCGAAAGAAGGCCGGCUUUGACAACUCCGAUGCGGAAGAAGAGGAACCCAAGAGAGGCUUCUUCUCCUCCUUAUCCACAGCCGGUAUUCAGCGCACCAUUGAACUGAUCGGCGUCAAGCGCACGCGAGAUGCUGUCCUGAAGAGCAAGCAGGGCAUGAAUGUCGUCCUUGAACGCCUGCGCAGCGGCGGGAUCGUCGGCGUUCUGGAAGGAAUGCGAGAGGACCGUGAGGCUUCAUUCGGACCCGAGGGUCCCUGGAAGCGUGUCUGGCUACAGGGAAAUGGUCGUUCCAUUGAAGACGACGACAAAUAG